Penicillium verhagenii is the source of this 1059-nucleotide messenger RNA. RefSeq lists its product as uncharacterized. The transcript has 2 exons. The record is from RefSeq and is a predicted model, not a curated record. The coding region runs from base 1 to 1059 and encodes 352 amino acids. NCBI's taxonomy places the organism in Eukaryota, Fungi, Ascomycota, Eurotiomycetes, Eurotiales, Aspergillaceae.
AUGGGUCUGAAGAUGGCUGAAUUCGAUCCGCUUCCAGUCUACGAGUUCUUUCCUAUUAAACCCGAUCUCGCACCUCGCGCCUCGCCGUUUGUUCCAUAUUGGGCUCGCUCUCACGUGCAGUGUGCGCAGAACCUCCUCCCCUCCUCCGACGAACCUAUCGAGUACGACCACGACGACGAGGACUUCCAGGAUAAUUGCUUCUUCUUUCCCGAGGACUGCUCUUAUACCCCACCUAAGGACUGGGCUGUGGAUUCCCCACGGCAACCUGUCAAGAACACAGAGUACCAAGUCGGAUUGAUUAACUUGGCUGCUCACAGCGCCACCGACGACAUGCUUCCAGAACUACCUGAUAUCAAGAUGUUGGACUCAGAGGCGCUGGGCGACCUUCUGGAGGAUAAUCUCUGUCCACCCGAGAUCACAACAAUGAUUGUUUUCUCAACCAACGGCGCAGUCUUCGCCUAUGCUUCCUCCCUCCCAUCCCGUCAGCUUCGCAACCUCAGCGCAACCUACGGCGCUGCAUACACAUGCUACGCCAAAAAUGCAUCGAGCGGAAACCUCACGGGCGUAAAUCCGGCCAGUCAUCCAUCAUCCUACGUGACAGCUCAGUCAAUGUCGCUGGGGGACGUAGGCUCCAUCGUCUUCGAGCUUGAUGACUCGGUGGCGGUAGUGACUCGUCUCGCCGACAAGGUUCUCCUGGCCGCCAUAGGCCCAAACAAAAUCGAUCAGACCACCCUCAACGGUGCCGAGCCCGAUUCUCUAGGAACUGAAGGUGGGGCUCCGGUAGACCCAUCCGCCGUAAAUGGCGCCACGUCAGAUGCGUUUCAAUUGGAAGGGCAGCGCACACCAUCGGCAGCACCCCCAUCCCCGAAUCCGCCCACACGCAACGGCGCCAUCGAUGCCCAACACGAGAUUGACCGCAGUGCUGAUCUUGCUCGUCUUGCCAGUCUCAAUCUUUCAGCUUCCCCCUCUGUGCUGCUGGCGUUGGAAUCAAAGUGUGCCGCGCUCGGUCGGUUCCUUGGACAGAAAUUGCAUGAUUUGGAGAGUCCCGAGGAUUUCUAA